Messenger RNA from Schistocerca cancellata (South American locust), 1521 nucleotides. Its product is annotated as blood vessel epicardial substance-like. Gene Ontology annotation, molecular function: cAMP binding. The record is from RefSeq and is a predicted model, not a curated record. Gene Ontology annotation, cellular component: sarcolemma. Bases 1 to 1521 code for a protein of 506 amino acids. NCBI's taxonomy places the organism in Eukaryota, Metazoa, Arthropoda, Insecta, Orthoptera, Acrididae. The transcript is spliced from 8 exons.
AUGGGUGGUUCUGCCGCGAGCAACGGUGCAGCGGCAGCGGCAGCGGCAGACGUGGUGGCAGCCAGAGCCGCAGCGGCCGCCGGCGGGGGCGGAGGCGGAGGCAGUGCCAGUGCCGGCCCCAGGGACACCGUGGCGGCGCCGGGGGUGGCCGCCCCUGCCGCCCCCGGCCCGGGGGCGGGCGCGAGCGCGGGGGCGGGCGCGGCCGCCGCAGUCUGGUCCUCCACCGCGACCGCCGUCUCCGGCGUGGGCGACGCGGCCGCCGGCACCUUCUGCCUCGAGUGGGAGGCGGCGCAGCACAACCUCUUCCAGACGGCCAACCUCUUCUUCGCCGCCGCCUUCCUCGUGCCGCGCUCCUUCAAGCAGAGCCUGCUCGUCCUCAGGGGCCUGCUGUGCGUGGGCUUCCUGCUGUCGGCGCUGUGGGCGGGCAUCCACGUGUGCUCGCCGGACGUGUUCGCGUGGAACGCGGGCCUGGUGCUGCUGAACGCGGCGCACUCCGCGCUGCUGGGCGCGCGCUUCCUGCCGCCGCCGCUGUCGCCCGAGCUGGCCGACGUGUACACGCGGCUGUUCCGGCCGCUGCGCGUCUCGCGGAAGCACUUCAAGGAGCUGGCGCGCUGCGCCCGCCUGCUGCGCUGCGCCGCCGGAGACACGUACGCCGCCGAGGGCGCCACGCCGGCCGACGAGCGCCUCUCCGUGCUGCUCAAGGGCAGGAUGCGAGUGAGCUGCGACGACGCCCACCUGCACUACAUCACGCCCCACCAGUUCAUCGACUCUCCAGAGUGGGAGGCCAACCACAGCAGCAGCGACGACCUCUUCCAGGUGACCAUCACGGCGGAGCAGGAGUGCGUCUACCUGUGCUGGAACCGGCUGAGUCUGGAGAGGGUGCUGAGGCACCGGCCGCUGCUCAAGACCGUGCUCGACUGCAUCAUAGGCAAGGACAUCACGCAGAAGCUGUACGCGCUGAACGAGCAGGUGCACGCGGCGAGCGCCGGCGAGGCGGCGGCCCGGCAGGGCGCGCUGCGGGCGUCGCGCGCCGCCGACCACUGGCGCCGCGCCAUGGCGCGCUCGCUCAGCGUCGACGCCGUGCACACCGGCGCCAGGGGACACGUGCGCUCGCUGGCCUGGCAGCAGCGCCGCGCCUCCUCCAACUCGGGCUCCGACCGUGAGUACACACCGAAUAUCCACACACCGAAGGGCGUCGCCCGGGAGGCCGACGCGGGGGCCGUACCUGCAGGUGGUGGCCAACCACUUCCCCGCGACGUCGCCCUUCGCGGGCUACCACCACCCCUCGCCGCCCCCGCCGCCGCCGCCGCUUGGCGAGAGGGGCCGCGCCGGCUGCGGGGGCGGCGACAGGACGCGCAGGGAGGUCAAGUUCGAGCUCUGACGUCAGCUGCCGGCGGAGCCGCGCGUCUUCACGUUCCCGCCGUGCGGCGGCGACGUCUACUGAGCGCGCCGCGCCGCCCGACAGAUCGCGCGCAGCACACGACUCGGCCGGCACCUGCCGGGGGCUCCGCCGCGCAGUAG